This is a messenger RNA of Vitrella brassicaformis, 438 nucleotides long. The record is from the annotation of a GenBank genome assembly. NCBI's taxonomy places the organism in Eukaryota, Vitrellaceae.
CACACCUGGAGGCUUUUACACAUCCAUGAUGACUGCUCUAGCUCUGUCGGGCUUGGUUGUGCUCCUGCUUUACCCCGCCUUCUCACUCUGCACUGACUCGGCCGCCCACCAGAGCAAGAACGUCCUCCGCCAUGGGGCUUUCGAAGGUCGGGCGCUGGAGGCCGCCACUCCCACGGCGGGGAUGCCCAUAGCCCUCGAGGAGGCCAUGUGUGUGGAGCAGGAGAUCGAGAAUCCCACAGGGGCCAAGUUCAAGGUCAAGGACUGCCACCGCAUCUACGCCAUCGGCACGCAGUUCCUUAGCGAGCUGCCAAGCAUGGAGAACCUCGGCAGCUCCCCCAAGUUUAUCAUCCAGUGCGAGGACACCAAGGCCGAAAAGGGCCAAGCAGAACGCCUGUGACGGUUCGCGGUGGACGCACUUCGUCGUCACCUCCUGCUGGG